AUGCCUCUCUGGCAAAUCUACCACCCCAAUGGGACCUUCGAGGACCCAGCAUCCAAAGAAGCCUUCGUCCAAGACAUCACAAAGAUGUACACCGAUGUCGGACUGCCGGCCUUCUACGUCGUCGUCAACUUUGUCACUGUCUCAAAGGGCGACAUUUUCGUCGGGGGGAAAGUUCCAACUGAACGACCCUUCAUCCGGGUGGUUAUCACGCAUAUCGCGGUUCACGCUCCGAACGAAGAUGCCGCCUACCGACGCAUUACCUCGCGGAUCGACACUAUCCUCAAGCCCCAUGUCGCGGAUAAGGGAUAUGACUGGGAAUACCAUGUCGAUGAGACGGAGCGCCGAUUGUGGAAGCUCAAUGGCAUGAUUCCGCCACCGCACAAGAGUGAAUCGGAGCGGGUCUGGGCGAAGGAGAAUCGCGCGGUUGAUUACGAUGGGGCAUACUAG
Messenger RNA from Penicillium cinerascens, 447 nucleotides. Its product is annotated as tautomerase family protein. The record is from RefSeq and is a predicted model, not a curated record. The coding region runs from base 1 to 447 and encodes 148 amino acids. NCBI's taxonomy places the organism in Eukaryota, Fungi, Ascomycota, Eurotiomycetes, Eurotiales, Aspergillaceae. The transcript has a single exon.